AUGCUUCUUACUUCCUUCUUCAUAUGCCUGCUCGCUCAGAACUCACCCCAGCCCUUCGGGAAAGGAUCUGGCUAUAAACGGAUUCAUCGCAGAUAUCCGUGGAUUUCUAUCUCUACAAUCCGCUAUACAAUCAAAAAGGAGUAUGAAAGAUAUGCUGGGGUUUCAAAACCUCGUUCUAGCAGACCAAAGAAGCUUGAUAAGACCGAUAAAGUACGCCUUCUUGAUGCUAUUAAAGAGAACCCUCGCGUUACCUAUGAAGACCUUCUUGCUGAGGUAUCCUAUAAAAGACCCUAUUUGACCAAGGAGAAUGCGUUAAAACGUCUUCAAUGGGCUGUACGCUACCAGCACUUUACGCCUGAGGAUUGGGCCCGUGUCUUCUGGUCUGAUAAGUGGCUAAUUCUACUAUUCGGAGACCUAGAAUCACAAUGUAGAGGUAUGAAUCGCUUUGUUAUCCGGGAUCUUUACCUUCGAAUCCUACGUAUUUUAGUAUUAAAUGAGGGUAGUAUUUUUCAACAUAAUAACGCUCCGACGUACACUGUCCACAUUAUCCGGGAUGCUCUGCGAGAUAUGAAUAUUGAGGUUAUGGAUUGGCCUCCACACUCGCCUGAUUUAAACCCAAUUGAGAAUCUCUGGGCGUUAUUGAAAGCUGAAAUCUAUAAGCUUCGACCCGAUCUUAUUCAUAUGAGGAACAACGACUAA
Messenger RNA from Penicillium psychrosexuale, 699 nucleotides. RefSeq lists its product as uncharacterized. Gene Ontology annotation, molecular function: nucleic acid binding. The transcript has 4 exons. Lineage: Eukaryota; Fungi; Ascomycota; Eurotiomycetes; Eurotiales; Aspergillaceae. Bases 1 to 699 code for a protein of 232 amino acids. The record is from RefSeq and is a predicted model, not a curated record.